Messenger RNA from Alosa alosa (allis shad), 2307 nucleotides. It is a transcript of the gene poli, whose product is annotated as polymerase (DNA directed) iota. The transcript has 10 exons. Gene Ontology annotation, molecular function: damaged DNA binding; DNA-directed DNA polymerase activity. Gene Ontology annotation, biological process: translesion synthesis. The record is from RefSeq and is a predicted model, not a curated record. The coding region runs from base 50 to 2125 and encodes 691 amino acids. NCBI's taxonomy places the organism in Eukaryota, Metazoa, Chordata, Actinopteri, Clupeiformes, Clupeidae.
GCGAGGAGAACAGAAGUAGACAGAAGUGAUCUUGCUCAAGUGUAACGAGAUGGAUAUUGAUGAUGAAGAUGAUGACUGGAAUGUCAGUGCAGAAUCUUCAGAUAUAUUUGUCAUGGGGUCGUCGUCCAGUGAUCCUGUCAGCAAAGCCCCCUCUUCCUCCAGAGUUAUCUUGCAUUUUGACUUGGACUGUUUUUACGCACAAGUGGAAAUGAUCAGAAACCCUGCAUUACGCAACAAACCUUUAGGCAUUCAACAAAAGUACAUCAUUGUCACUUGCAACUAUGUGGCAAGGGAUCAGGGUUUGACCAAACUGAUGUCAGUAACAGAUGCACUAGAAAAAUGUCCUCAGUUGGUGUUGGUCAAAGGCGAGGAUCUCACUCACUACAGAGAGAUGUCUUACAAAGUAACAGAGCUUCUGAUGUCAUAUUGUCCACUGGUGGAGAGACUGGGCUUUGAUGAAAACUUUCUAGAUGUGACCGAGAUGGUGGACACCAAGGUGAAGCAAGCUCCAUCCACAGAUUUGACCUUUAGUGGACACAUCUACAAUGAGGACUCCUUUGCAACAAAUGCGAGUGACCACCCACGACUAGCCAUGGGGUCUCUCAUUGCUGCGGAAUUGAGAGAGGCCAUCAAGAGCAACCUUGGGCUCACUUCCUGUGCUGGAGUUGCAACAAACAAGUUGCUAGCCAAGCUGGUGUCAGGCACCUUCAAGCCAAACCAGCAGACCACUCUACUGCCGGAGAGCACUGCAGACAUAAUGGCAAGCCUAAGUGGACUGCGUAGAGUGCCUGGCAUAGGACACAGGACUGGCCAGAGGCUGAAGGCUCUCGGCCUCCACACAGUGAGAGACCUGCAGUGCUUCCCUCCAGCUGAGCUUGCCAAGGAGUUUGGAGCUGCCAGCGCUCAGCGCUUGCAGAAUCUGGCCCAAGGGAUCGAUGAGUCCCCCGUCACUCCUGCUGGACCUCCACAGUCGCUUAGUGAUGAAGACUCCUUCAAGAAGAUUUCCUCCACAACUGAGGUUCUCAAAAAAGUUGAGGAGCUCUUGACAAGCCUUAUGGAGAGAAUGCAAAAGGAUGGAAGGCAGCCGGCCACCUUCCGCCUGACGAUCAGACGCUUUUCCGCUACAAAUCGCUAUUUCAGCCGCGAGAGUCGGCAGUGCCCCAUACCCAAUCACAUUGGACAGAAGAUCACUACAGGAAGUUGCGACGCUUUAGCCCAGCUUCUCAGCAUGGCCAUGAAGCUGUUUCAGAAAAUGAUUGACACCAGCACUCCCUUUCACCUCACACUGAUCAACGUGUGCUUCAGCAACCUGCAGUCAAAGAGUGACGGCAAAGGCUCCAUAACGUCCUUCUUCACACAGAGGUCACCCAAAAAAGUGAUAUCAGUCUCUCAGCAACAGGAGAAUCUGAGUGUUAAAGGAUCUAGCAUCUGCACGGGUUCUCCUGAGGACUGCACUACCUUUGCGAACAACACAUUGGACAUGAGGAUCUCUCAGAGCACAUCACCCAUACCCGAGUGGACCCAGGUGCCAGCAGUUUCGAAUGAGCGCCACAGACCCAGUCCGCCACUAGAGCCAGACUUGUCACACCUGCCCCCGGAUGUUGACCCAGACGUGUUCAAACACCUCCCAGAGAGCAUCCAGCAGGAGCUUCUGUCCAGUUUCCAGGCAGGAGAACAUGGGGACAGGCAGGGAACUAGCAGUCAGUCAGUCACUGCAAUUUACUGCAAUCAGAAACAGACUAGUCAACUGACUGAACCACCCUUGCAGCAGUCAAACAUGGGAGCAAACUCUGCUGGCUCAGGUAAUGGUGAUGACUUUGUCAAGGAGACCACUGAUCAGACAUUUUUCUCCGCACACAGAGAAAGACUAAGCAUGUGCGCUGAGCAGCCUGAAGGCAACAGCAGGGCAUCUGGAACGGAAUGCCCCUCAAAUGUGGACCCCAUGGUGUUUUCUGAGCUGCCCCCAGAGUUGCAGCAAGAACUGCUAUCAGAGUGGAGGCAGCAAAAGCCUGUGCUGAAGAUCCCCUCCAAGAAGUUGGGAAGGACUGCCUCCACCAAAGACAAAAAAGCUGCUAGCAAAGCUUGUCAGGCAAACAACCUGCUGAAUUAUUUUAAAUCUAACUGAAUCACAUUCAACAUCUUAAUUUAAUAAUGUUAAUUUGUGUUAAUUUAUGUUUAUUUCUGAUGUUCCAUUUGUUUGUUCACAUCUUCUCGUCUUAACGUCAUAUGUCUUAGUAUUUCCUGUUUGCAUAAGUGUUGUGUAUAGGCCUAUAUGUUCCUGUUUUGAGAAUAAAGAAUGUUUACAUA